Molecule: messenger RNA, 1243 nt
Organism: Leptinotarsa decemlineata (Colorado potato beetle)
Lineage: Eukaryota; Metazoa; Arthropoda; Insecta; Coleoptera; Chrysomelidae
Source: RefSeq, a predicted model, not a curated record
CUUUUGUCAUAUCAGUCUAUUAUGAUCUGUAUUGAGCAUACAGAAAGGUAUUUGAUUUUAUAUACAUUUUACCGUUAGCGAGAUAGAAACGGGCAUUUAUUCAUCAUGCAGAAAAAAUGUGAAAGAAAAGUUGCAAAUAGUAAGUAUGAGCACAAUGCCCCGGAAAUCCGCAAUUGGUGGUUACAUCUAUUUGAGAUACUCGAAACCGAUGCUGCCAUUAAACCUGAAUGGAGAUUGUCAGUUCUAAAGGAGAUUCUCCCCGCACGAAUCCUGAAUCGAAUUCUGUUGGUGUUGAGCGUACAGGAAGAAAAGUUCAAAUUCACUCCACCUCAUGAAACGAAACGAGUAUCAAUUGUCAGUAAUAAAUCCUUUGCAACAGACAAGUCCAUAAAUAGCUCUUGUCAAAUAAGGUCUUCUUCCAAUUCGAGUUUUAUGCGACACCUAGGUCUCGCUCCAGUUGCCUGUUUGGAUCCUUAUUUGAACUUCUUUAAACGCCGCCCCGAUAGAGCAGCCAUUUGGAGGGAACUGCCACCUUUAUCCUUCGAAGAGAUGAAUCUGAAUCAAAUCGCCGAUGCUAUCACUGAAGCAAUAGCCAAAGAUUUCGUGGAAUGGGUAGCGGCUGUCGGGGGUGAUCAAGAAACUUCAGUUAAUGUAAAAAGUAUAAUAGAGAUGUUCGAAAUCGGUUCCAAAAUGAAUUGCGCCACCACUCUCUGCGUAAACUUGGAGGAAGUCGCAUCGGUAACUGAAAAAGUAGCAGAGGCGCUCAAGGCUCCUCAGAAAUCUAAACGGAAUACGCUUCACAGGGAAAUAAGAAAAGAUCAAAAAGCUUCGAAUGAAACACCAAAAAUCGUUGCUUUCGGAAGAAGGCUGCCGACCGAGUCACAAGUCGUACCUCCACAAAAGAAUAUCUACAAAAAAUGGCUGAAAUGUGAGAAAGUCCCUCAAAAAUUAGAAACUAUGGCCGCCGUCUGGCAAGGCAUCACUCAUUUGAGAUCAACCAAAUCAUUUUGUGAAUAUUUAUUUAAGGAACAUCCCGAGAUUAAGCCCCCAAAAUACUUGGUAGAAUGCGGUAUGAUGGAUCCGAAGAAAAUCUUAGGUUCACGUGGAUCAGUGGAGAAAGAAGAUAGUUUUGGAAACGUUUCAAACAGUAUAUUCUAAUUUAAAAUAUCACUGAAUCGUUUGGAAUGACAGAGAUCACUUUUAUAAUUAAGAGUUUCUAAAUAUAUUCCAGUAGAAUCAGAAA